AUGGAGACAGCGCUGAAGUCUCGCUGUGAUGAACAGCACCCUCCUCAGGCUGAAGACUUCCAUGGGAAGCAGGAGCAGAACAGCAAGCUUUCAGUGGGAAUAAAAAGAGAUAUUGAAAAGCUUUAUGAAGCAGUGCCACAGCUUGUAAACCUGUUCAAAAUUAAGGACAAAAUUGGAGAAGGUACUUUUAGUUCUGUUUACUUGGCCACAGCACGACUACAAACAGGCAAUGAGGAAAAAAUGGCUCUGAAGCACUUGAUUCCAACCAGCCACCCUCUGCGAAUUGCUGCCGAGCUUCAGUGCCUCACAGUAGCAGGGGGACAAGAUAACGUUAUGGGAGUUAAAUACUGCUUUAGGAAAAAUGAUCAUGUGGUUAUUGUCAUGCCGUAUCUGGAACAUGAAUCCUUUCUGGACAUUCUGAAUUCGCUUUCCUUUGAAGAAGUGAAGGAAUACAUGUUCAAUCUGUUCAAAGCGUUGAGGCGUAUUCAUCACUUCGGUAUCGUUCACCGCGAUGUCAAGCCCAGUAACUUCCUCUACAACAGGCGGCUAAAAGAGUAUGCCUUGGUAGAUUUUGGCUUGGCACAAGGAACCCCUGAUACAAAAAUUGAACUUCUCAAAACUGCUCACUCUGAAGACCAGCAGGGAAGUUGCUCACAAAAUAAUCCCACCAUACCCUUGGGAAAUGGGGUGUCUGUCAGUGUCGCAGCACCUAAACAGAUAGCUCAAGAGUCAGCCUCAAAAGCAGCUGAUGAAAGGUCCAGCUCCCUUCCAAAAAUGCAGAUAAAGCAAGAAAGAGCAGGAAAGGAGGAUUCUGUGCACCGCUCUGCCCAGCGCUCUGUCUUUGGAGAGAGGAAUUUCAACGUCUAUAGUUCCACAUACCAGAAUUCGAGUACAAAACUCGUCAAACAAUCAAAGGUGAUAGAUGUUUCAUCUAGGAAAUUAGUAACAAAGAAGAAGAUUAUUUCUACCAAAGCAGUGAGCAAUGGGGCAGCCAGGAAAGCUGCCAGCGGUUGUCCCUCAAACCUGACCUGUGACUGUUACGCGACGGACAGAGUUUGCAGUGUUUGCCUUUCAAGGUGUCAGCAAGUUGCUCCCAGGGCAGGAACACCGGGAUUCAGAGCACCUGAAGUAUUAACCAAGUGCCCCACUCAGACCACAGCAAUCGACAUGUGGUCUGCAGGAAUCGUGUUCCUUUCUCUGCUCAGUGGACGGUAUCCAUUUUACAAAGCAAGUGAUGAUUUAACUGCUCUGGCGCAGAUCAUGACAGUUCGUGGGUCCAGAGAAACCAUUCAGGCUGCUAAAACUUUCG
This is a messenger RNA of Mesitornis unicolor (brown roatelo), 1309 nucleotides long. It is a transcript of the gene CDC7, whose product is annotated as cell division cycle 7. The transcript is spliced from 10 exons. Lineage: Eukaryota; Metazoa; Chordata; Aves; Mesitornithiformes; Mesitornithidae. The annotation marks the transcript as partial. Gene Ontology annotation, cellular component: nucleus. Gene Ontology annotation, biological process: protein phosphorylation; mitotic DNA damage checkpoint signaling. Gene Ontology annotation, molecular function: ATP binding; protein serine/threonine kinase activity. The record is from RefSeq and is a predicted model, not a curated record.